Molecule: messenger RNA, 2385 nt
Organism: Candida dubliniensis CD36
Lineage: Eukaryota; Fungi; Ascomycota; Pichiomycetes; Serinales; Debaryomycetaceae
Exons: 1
Coding region: 1-2385 (794 amino acids)
Source: RefSeq, a predicted model, not a curated record
AUGUUGAUUAGUUAUUUAUUAUUGCUAUUCUUUUACGCUAUCAUUGGCUCUUCUGCUCAGGAAAUAGUUUACACUACUCGUAUUCAUACAAUGUUUACAACUUAUUGUCCUACACCUACUCAGCAACAACACAGUUAUGAACCAGAUUCGGAAUCGGCUGCUUCUUCGAUUGAUAUUCAGGAUAGUGCUACCACAAUUGCUCUGUCUACUGGAUAUUGGCCCACAUACUCGUCUGUUCCAACUUAUAUACACGAUGAAGGUGACGUUCUUUACAAUGUUUCCUUUGAGAAUGCUGAUGACAAUUUUUAUGUUAACUAUUUUGUCAACUGCUCCAUGGAUAACGAAUACCCAUUUUAUGAUUUCACCAAACAGGUUUGUGGUAAUGGUUCUAUCAUAGGUUGGAACAACACAAGUUGGAACAACACGGUAAAGAGAGAAGGGGAACCUGAGCUAGCAGGAGAUGUGAAUUCAGAAAACUCAAAGUCUGAAGCCAAAAAAGUUCAGAAUGAAUUUAAAUCGACUUUAGGCGAUGAUAUCAAGAAGUUAUUAUCAGAUAAUAAAUUUGUUGGUGGAUUGUCAACUUACAUGAGCAUUUACCAUGCCGCUUUUGAUAGGGAUUCUGAACAUGUUCGGAUUGAGUUAAUUAGGUUCGAUAAUAUUUUUAGAGAUGCUUGGACCACUUUUUGGAAAGCAAAUAACCACAAAAAGUAUGACAAACACAGGAAAAGUCAUAAAAAUUGGGCAUGUGCUAGUCCUAGUGAUGGACAGGAUAUUCAGCCAAUCACUAGGGCAAUUGCAUACAUGUAUAUUGUUGCAAUGCCAAUUCCUCAUUAUGUGUUUAGUAAUGUUUACCUGGAUGCAUUGAACUAUCUUAAAGAAAACCAAGACUCGAUUUAUGAUUACACGUGUAUCAAAGACGAUGAAAGAGAAUGGAUGGACAAUCUAUUAGAAGAUACAACUGCGUUGGAAAAUCAUGUAUCAUAUUUUUUGAAUCUUUACAAAGCUUAUUCAGAUUUAUAUGGUGAACCACCAAAUAACGAUAAGCGGAUUGUAUGGGGAUGGGGUGGAGCCAGAACAGAUAUUAACAUUGACAAAAUUGACAAUGAUACUCAAGAUUUAUUGGAUUCCGGAAAGAUAUUGGGAAUCAGUGCAUUAGCAGGUGCUAGCAUUUGGAGUGUAUUUGGCUUGGUGUCAAAUAAUGCGGCUUCGUUGGCAAGUACAAGCUUUGAUGAUUUAGUGGAAGAAGUUUCCAAGUCAAAUCCAAAGACACACACCCAAAGCUCUGCUACAACUAAACACCUGUCAUCAACAACAUCAUCUUCCUCCUCGUCAUCAUCAACAUGUACUGAUUAUUUUUUGGAGACUGACGAAGCAUAUCCAAAUUUAGCCAGUGACGGAAGUAUCAGUAAACAAGAUGACGAUGAGAAUGAUGAGUACUUACAAAAUACUAAAAGGGAUGACACUGUUAAGGACGGAAGAAAAAUCAGUCAAAUGUGUGGUACCAAAGAUAGUGAUAGUGAUUAUGAAACAUGUAUGAAAACAUUGAGUGCACACACAGUUUGGGUGAACACAAAGAACAAUAAGGUUUAUGGUAAAACAGAAUUUGGAACCUUCAACGAUAUCAAAAAGGAUGACUUUCACGAAUAUACACCUGACAUAUAUUAUAAAGAUACUAAUGGGGAAAGACUUCCAGUUUAUAUUGUGAACCAACAGGGACGUUCUCCUGGUGUUGCAUGUAACGCACUUAAAUUUAUUGCCAAUAAUUUCCAGAGCACAAAGUAUUUCAAUGGAACAACUAGUAUCGAAGGUUCUGAGAAGACUGAGAUUAGGCUAAACAUUCUUACAAUGUCCAAAGGAACGUAUUUGAAAAGAAACAAAGUAAUUGCAAAAUAUAGUUGUGGGAAUACUGACAAUGAUAAAAUGGCUGAAAAGUACAACACAGUGGGCAUGCGCUGGGAAAAAGACGAAUUUCCACCUUCUUCAAUGAAUCAAAUUGUCACAGACGCUAAAAACAUUAGUGUUACAUGUGUUCCCUUUUAUGAUAAUCAAUUAGAUGGUUGUCAACUCAAAAGAUUUUACGAUGGCACCAAGUCUUCCGAAAAAUCUAAAAAUAAGAAACAAUGUGUCAGAAACCACCCAAGAGAGAUCAAAGAAGGGGUUUUUGUUAAUGAAAAAAACAAUAGAGUGUUUCCUGGAAUGAUAAUAGAAGGUAAUUGCGUUGGAACUGAUUACAGUGAGUACAUUCCUAAUGGUGAGAAGAAAAGAGAAACAGUAGCUAUUAAAGAAGGAACCCGUGUGGCCGUAUUGGUGAAUGUAAUGGAUCACGAAAAUAAGCCGAUUGAUUGCACUAAAUAUGAAGAAGGGUCUAAAUACAAUUCUGAUUAA